GAAGGCGGCAGUUAUGUAUCCCUUUAUUUAUUUUUUUACUGCCUGCAGUACGAAACACGAUUUUUACAUCCCGGAGUACUCCUUUAAUGGAAGAACAAUUGUCUGCAAUAGCCAUGGACCCUCAGGACUGUAACUGUGCACCAGGGGCUUCCUGUUCCUGCGGAGGGUCCUGCACAUGUCGCAACUGCAAGUGUACAUCCUGCAAAAAAAGCUGCUGCUCCUGCUGUCCGGCUGAGUGCAGUAAAUGCCGCCCGGACUGUGAGUGCACAAAGGGGACCUGCAGCUGCUGCCAGUGACCACCGCACAAUGACAACUACAACAAGGACCGAUCAUCUCUUAUCAUCUAUCCUAUGUACAAUGACCGGCAACGGGAUCUUAUGUGUUUCCAUUAACGUCAUGUUAUACCUAUAAUAAAAAGAUUUCCUGUACCCUCCAUACUUAUCAAUGGGAUAAAUCCAAAACUUCUGUUGUUCAUUUUCUGUACUCAAUCAUACUCUACCUUAUAUCUCUUUAUGGCAAA
Molecule: messenger RNA, 520 nt
Organism: Hyla sarda
Lineage: Eukaryota; Metazoa; Chordata; Amphibia; Anura; Hylidae
Product: metallothionein-like
Exons: 4
Coding region: 87-296 (69 amino acids)
Molecular function (GO): metal ion binding
Source: RefSeq, a predicted model, not a curated record